This is a messenger RNA of Ricinus communis (castor bean), 1186 nucleotides long. RefSeq names its product aquaporin NIP1-2. The record is from RefSeq and is a predicted model, not a curated record. Gene Ontology annotation, molecular function: channel activity. Gene Ontology annotation, biological process: transmembrane transport. The coding region runs from base 216 to 1031 and encodes 271 amino acids. Gene Ontology annotation, cellular component: membrane. The transcript is spliced from 5 exons. Lineage: Eukaryota; Viridiplantae; Streptophyta; Magnoliopsida; Malpighiales; Euphorbiaceae.
UCACUUUCUCUGUCUCCUUUGUUUUUGGAUUCUUUUGUAACACCUAUAUAAAUACUGGUCAGAUCUUUCUUUUUUUCUUGCAUACUUCAUGAGUUGACAACACGGCUAACUAAGCAGAGAUACAGAAUUUUCUCUAUUGAGAGCUUUAUAUAUCCUGCUUGCUCACUGUUUGUUCCCAAGAUUGUGUGUUUUUGUUCACUUGCAAAUUACUGGCGAUGGCUGAGAUCUCAGGGAAUGGUAAUCAUGGAGUUGUUUUGGAUAUUAAAGAUGUUAAUCCUCCGCCUUCUGCAUCUAAAGAUUCAGUCUUGAGCUUUUCUGUACCUUUCAUGCAAAAGCUGAUAGCUGAGAUGGUCGGGACAUACUUCUUGAUAUUUGCCGGAUGUACAUCUGUGGCGGUGAAUCUGAACUUUGAUAAGGUGGUGACACUUCCAGGAAUAUCAAUAGUUUGGGGAUUGGCUGUGAUGGUGUUGGUUUACUCUGUUGGUCAUAUCUCUGGUGCCCAUUUCAACCCUGCUGUCACCCUUGCUUUUGCCACCUGCAAGAGAUUUCCUUGGAAACAGGUGCCUGCUUAUAUAGCAUGCCAAGUAAUUGGAUCAACAUUAGCUGCCGGAACAAUUCGAUUAAUAUUUACUGGCAAGCAAGAUCACUUUACAGGAACAAUGCCAGCAGGGUCAGAUAUGCAGUCAUUUGUGGUCGAGUUCAUAAUCACAUUCUAUCUCAUGUUUAUCAUAUCUGGUGUCGCCACUGAUAACCGAGCUAUUGGUGAACUUGCUGGCCUUGCAGUUGGCGCAACAGUUCUGCUUAAUGUGAUGUUUGCAGGGCCAAUUUCAGGUGCAUCAAUGAACCCAGCAAGAAGCUUAGGACCGGCAAUUGUAUCACAUAAAUACAAAGGGCUAUGGAUAUAUAUAGUAUCUCCAACUCUUGGUGCUCAAGCAGGUGCAUGGGUAUAUAACAUGAUUAGAUACACAGAUAAGCCAUUGAGAGAGAUCACAAAGAGUGCUUCUUUCCUCAAGAGCACAGGACGUGCUUGACACUUGACAGGAAUGAUUAUUUGUGCUAUGUCUUCUUCUUUUUCUUUGAUGUAACUAAAUCUAUUGCAAGAAGGCAUGUAAUCUACACACUAGAAGGAUGUUCUUUAAUUUUUACCAGCUUAAAUGGAAUAUAUAAAUAUAUCAUAUACUUUUCA